AUGAACCCUUAUCGUCUUUAUGCGGAUAAUGACGACACAGAGAGCAAUUAUGAAGCAGAAAUAUCGCAAACGUGGAAGGACCCUCCAAGGUCGACAAAUCGAAGGACUCAGUCGAGUAAUAACAUAAUAGAGCCACGGCCAGACAUAUUGUCUACGGGAACUCCACGGAGAUCACCCGACGAAAUCUGGCUGAUUCCUGCCAACGUAACGCCGGAAAAAAUCGUGGGAAAGAAGAAGGAGAAUUUAGCCAGAAUCGCCCAAAGCACGAACACGUCAGUGGCGUACAAUCAAGACAAUUCACAAAUAGAAAUAUGGGGUAUACGUCGAGACAUCGAUCAAGUCCUGAGACAGUUGAAUCAGAUUGCGAAUCUUUAUUCGGUAGAGGUCAAAUCUCCAAGGUCUGCAAAAUGGGAUAAACCGGAAAGGGCAUUAACAGAGAAAGAAAAAAGGAAGCUAGAACGCCGGGCGAAACGUGAAAAUAUGCACAAAGCGUACGAAGGGUCUCCCAAGGAGGAGAAAACCUUUUACGGAUAUUUUUUAUUACCAAAUGAUGACAUUUCGCAUAACGCAGUUUACACGGAAUCUCUGUUGAAAGACUUGCGUGCCGAUACGAGAUGCUUUAUAGUUUUUCAAUCCAAUAAUAAUCUUAUGGAAAUCUCGGGUGAUUCUUAUGCGAGUGUGGAAGAAGCCACGAGACGUAUUAAGCAAAUAUAUUUGAAACAUCUUGCUUGGAGGCGAAUCCCGAAGGUCAAUCGAUCAGACGGCCCGAAAGAGUUGGGAACAUGUAUGGGGUGGGUUCAACACUUGAUCGAGGAACCUACCAGGCCGUAUAAAGUAAAAUUUGCUAAUCUUCCCAAAGGAAGAGAUAUUCCUUACCUUCCUCGUUCGAGAGACUCUCCUGCUCCCAAAAUACUUGAGGCCGUAUUCGAAGGGGGUGAUAUUACGGUCAUCAGUAAGGAUGGUAUUGCGGAAAAGAGCGAUCCACGCGCAAGUGAUAUCGUUGCUAUGAAGAAGAUAAAUGAGAUGAAUAUAAAAAAAUUUGGAGAAACUUUGCAUAAAAGUCUUGGAGCUGUUCAUUUGUUCCAAGAGAAAAUUAAGAUGAGAAUCAGGUUUGGUCAACUCGUUAUUACCGACUAUCCAAAGGAACCGUUGUGGUCUAUUGAUAAAUUCAAUGAUAGAGUCCUGCGUGACUCGCGAUUAUGUUCAGUACUAUCUAAUUGUAUUACACGCGAUCGGCCUAAACUUGAAACUCUCUUUGAAAGGCUGUCUGAGAAAGAUGCGAUCACUGGUAUGGAUAACCAGUGGGAUGACUCGCCCUUUACAGAAUACAAGAUAGUCACACAUGGUCGAAACAGUCAAUCAAAAAGCGGAGCGCCUGUAACGUAUGCCUUUGAAGUAACUUUCAAGCCAGACGCUAGGGAGGCCAAAAUCGCGCUAUGGAACGCCAUGAUUGAUGACAAGAACGUAAUGGAAUUAAAUAUGAUAUGUCCAGAAAACGAUUAUUCCUGGAAACUACAUUUAAAGUGCUCCAAACGUUUGCCAAAUUCGAUCAACAGUUCACAAGGAUCGUUUGUUUAUAAACUUCACCUGAGUCCGACGAAGCACCUGAUUUAUGCCAAUACCAACGAAUACGUUGUACAAUCCGUAUGUGAAAAAACAAAAUGGAAAUUCUGGUGGGAGAGAGAGUAUGUUGUUGAAGUAACCAGAUACGACUAUUGGAAUUGUGAAAAAAUGAGAGACUAUGCACCUGGCAUAGAAGUAGUACUUAACACUGACGACAAAGUCACUACGUUUGGUGUAACGCUUUACAGACAACAGUGGGAUGAUGAUUUUGCGUACAACUGGUCUCUCGAGACCGGCGAGGCGCCCAAGUGGCAUCCAGAUGACUAUAUCAAUGACGAAAAGUUUGGCGGGGUGAAGGAGUUAUUGAAUGACAUAAGAAAAUUUUUGACAUUAUUGGAAUCAUCAGUUUCUUCAUAG
Messenger RNA from Paraglomus occultum, 1980 nucleotides. NCBI's taxonomy places the organism in Eukaryota, Fungi, Glomeromycota, Glomeromycetes, Paraglomerales, Paraglomeraceae. The record is from the annotation of a GenBank genome assembly.